AUGUCUGCGCCCGCUGGUCCUGUCCGCAAGAAGCGUAAUUUCAAGGCGUUACAGCUCGAUGUGUCCCAACCUCCGCCGGAACCCCAGCCUAUGCCUAUCCGUCUUGCCCCUGCACCAGGAGGUGCAGUAGGUAGCAAGAAACGACCACCCCCCAUGACUCUCAAAGCUACUAAAGUCAGCACUGCAGUGAAUGCUGACCCGGAGAGCGUAGUCGUGACGGAGAACGGCUCGACUUCUGCGCCGGCCACGGCUUCUGGGAAUCGCAUGACGUAUCAUACGACUCUCUCGACCACCUUGGCGAACCUGGACAUGAACUCGGAGACCAAGUACUCUGACCUACGGAAUGAGGAUUUGAAGGAUAUGCAGGAGCUCGGCCAGGGUAACGGAGGCAGUGUGAAGAAGGUGGAACACGUUCCUACGGGAACCAUCAUGGCGAAGAAGAUCGUCCUCAUCGACGCGAAGCCGUCGGUAAGGAAACAGAUACUGCGCGAGCUGCAGAUCAUGCAUGACUGCAAUUCCAAUUAUAUCAUCUCGUUCUAUGGCGCGUUCAUAUCAGACCCGAACAUCUGCAUCUGUAUGGAAUUCAUGGACAAGGGGUCUCUUGACGGGAUCUACAAGAAGAUUGGUCCGAUUGACAUAGAAGUGGUGGGGAAGGUUGCGCUUGCAGUUCUGGAGGGCCUCACGUAUCUCUAUGAUGUCCAUCGUAUCAUUCAUCGCGAUAUCAAGCCGUCCAACAUCCUGUUUAACUCGCAAGGGCAAAUCAAGAUUUGCGACUUUGGCGUGUCCGGAGAGCUCAUCAACUCGAUCGCAGAUACUUUCGUAGGCACCUCAACCUAUAUGAGUCCUGAACGUAUACAGGGCGCGCAGUACACUGUUAAGUCGGAUGUCUGGUCGCUUGGCAUAUCCCUCAUUGAACUUGCCCUUGGACGUUUUCCCUUCGCCGACUCUUCAUCCGAUGAUUCUGACUUGUCCGACUUUGAGGGCACGCUCUCGCCAAGUCGCCCGGGGCCCUUGAUGACAAGGGAGCAGCGGGACAAGAAGAAGAAGCGCAAAAGCAAGGGUGUCAGUUUACAAGGUGGUGGAAUGACAAUGAGCAUUUUGGAAUUGCUGCAGCACAUCGUGAACGAGCCCGCGCCGAAGCUGGCUCCGGAGGGCCGGUUCCCUAGCGAGGCAGAGGAUUUCGUGGACAGUUGUCUCUUGAAGGAUCCAGAGCAGAGACGGACACCGAAAGACUUGCUCAAACAUCCAUGGAUAGAGCACUCAAGGACAGCAGCAUUCGACCUCGAGGCAUGGGCAUCGACAUUUUAG
Molecule: messenger RNA, 1308 nt
Organism: Sparassis crispa
Lineage: Eukaryota; Fungi; Basidiomycota; Agaricomycetes; Polyporales; Sparassidaceae
Product: Dual specificity protein kinase FUZ7
Exons: 5
Coding region: 1-1308 (435 amino acids)
Biological process (GO): protein phosphorylation
Molecular function (GO): ATP binding; protein kinase activity
Source: RefSeq, a predicted model, not a curated record